Diceros bicornis minor is the source of this 2624-nucleotide messenger RNA. It is a transcript of the gene NOL4, whose product is annotated as nucleolar protein 4. Lineage: Eukaryota; Metazoa; Chordata; Mammalia; Perissodactyla; Rhinocerotidae. The record is from RefSeq and is a predicted model, not a curated record. The transcript has 11 exons. Bases 376 to 2163 code for a protein of 595 amino acids.
AUUCGGAUUUUUAAUAAACCAAGGAAUGGGAUUUUAAUUAUUCAAAACCCAGCUCCUCUGGGCCAGAUGCUGUUGGGAUAGUCCUAGUCACACAAUAUUAAAGAGACCCAUCACUAAGAGGACGAGAAAAGCGUCCGAGAUAUCCGUUGCAAUUAGGAUUGAACCAGAGACUUGGUAGCACAGGGCAUUGAUUGCUGGUGCCCAACCGGACCCUCCUCCCCUCUCCCCAUUCCUCCCCCCACCCGAGGCUGGCUCCGGCGGCGGCCGGGACCUCGCGUCCCUGCAUCGUGGCCAGGGCCGCGUUUUUCAUGAGCCCGGGGUGAACAGGUGCGAAGUGCGCUGGGAGCAUCCGGCCGACGGCCGGGCGCGGGGAACAUGGAGAGCGAACGCGACAUGUACCGCCAGUUCCAGGACUGGUGCCUCAGGACUUACGGGGACUCAGGCAAGACCAAGACGGUGACCCGUAAAAAAUACGAGCGGAUCGUCCAGCUCCUCAACGGCUCCGAGUCGAGCUCCACGGACAACGCCAAAUUUAAAUUCUGGGUCAAAUCGAAGGGCUUCCAGCUGGGCCAGCCGGACGAGGUCCGCGGGGGCGGCGGCGGCGCCAAGCAAGUGCUCUAUGUGCCGGUCAAGACUACGGAUGGCGUAGGAGUAGAUGAGAAGCUGUCUUUGCGGCGGGUAGCUGUGGUUGAAGAUUUCUUUGACAUUAUCUAUUCGAUGCAUGUGGAAACAGGGCCGAAUGGAGAACAAAUUCGGAAACAUGCUGGACAAAAGAGAACUUACAAAGCAUCUGGAUCCAUUUUUUUUUCAGAUACAGAAAAAUGUGUGAAAUGCUCAAAGUUUCAAAUACAGAUUUCAGAGAGCUAUGCCUUCCUACCAAGAGAAGCGGUGACACGAUUUCUAAUGAGCUGCUCAGAGUGCCAGAAAAGAAUGCAUUUAAACCCAGAUGGAACAGAUCAUAAAGAUAAUGGAAAACCUCCCACUUUGGUGACCAGCAUGAUUGACUACAACAUGCCGAUUACCAUGGCCUAUAUGAAACACAUGAAACUGCAGCUGCUGAACUCACAGCAAGAUGAGGAUGAAAGUUCAAUAGAAAGUGAUGAAUUUGAUAUGAGCGAUUCCACACGGAUGUCAGCUGUGAACUCUGAUCUCAGCUCCAAUCUAGAGGAAAGAAUGCAGAGUCCCCAGGCUCUUCCUGGACAGCAAGAUGAUGAUUCCGCUGCAGAGAGCUUUAAUGGCAAUGAGACUCUGGGGCACAGUUCACUUGCUUCAAGGGGAACACACAGCAGGGAGAUGGGCGACUCCAAUGGUGAUGGCAAAACGGAGCUGGAGCAGGACGAGCAGCCACUGAACCUGAGUGACAGUCCCCUCUCAGCACAGCUGACUUCAGAAUACAGAAUAGAAGACCACGGCAGUAAUGGAAAAAACAAAUAUAAGAAUCUUCUAAUUUCGGACCUUAAGAUGGAACAAGAGGCAAGAGAAAAUGGAAGCAAGUCUCCUGCACAUAGCUACUCAAGCUAUGACUCUGGCAAAAAUGAGAGUGUAGACCGAGGUGCUGAGGACCUAUCUCUGAACAGGGGAGAUGAGGAUGAAGAUGACCACGAUGACCAUGAUGAUUCUGAGAAAGUUAACGAGACAGAUGGCGUUGAGGCAGAGCGGCUGAAAGCUUUUAAUUCUCGACCUAUUCCUUCCCACCUUACUUCAGCAGUUGCAGAAAGUAUCUUGGCUUCAGCCUGUGAGAGUGAGAGUAGAAAUGCUGCCAAGAGGAUGCGUCUGGAUAGACAACAGGAUGAGUCUGCUCCAGCUGAGAAACAGUGUAAACCAGAGGCAGUCCAGGCCACUUACUCGACCUCAGCUGUUUCGGGCUCACAGGAAGUGUUAUACAUUAACGGAAAUGGGACCUACAGUUACCAUAGUUACAGAGGCUUAGGAGGGGGACUGCUGAAUCUGAAUGAUGCUUCCAGUAGUGGACCCACCGAUCUCAGCAUGAAGAGGCAGUUGGCAACCAGCUCAGGAUCCUCCAGCAGUUCAAGCUCCAGACCUCAGCUGAGUCCAACUGAAAUCAAUGCCGUGAGACAGCUCGUUGCAGGAUAUCGAGAAUCAGCUGCAUUUUUAUUACGUUCUGCAGAUGAACUGGAAAAUCUCAUUUUACAACAGAACUGAGUCAAAUGACGAUCCUAUUCACUGAGGUCUAAAUUUGCAGUUUCCACUAAUGACAUUUUGAUUUCCCAGGAGAGAUGCUUCUGGUCUUACUGCACAGUCUUAAGAGAAAUACUUCCAUUAUGCCGCAUCGUCCUUGAUCCAUAGAGUGAUGUGUUAAGGUGCUUCAAAGGAACGCUGACCUCUGAAGUACUUGUGAUACUUUAAUGUAUCAGCCUACUGCUUUUCGUUUUAGUGUGUCAGCAUAAAUAUCUGGGGCAAAAAAGGCUGUAUAUUCCUAAUUCAAGGAUCAAAAACAGAAGAAGCUUGUGGUAUAAAAAAUAGUUCAAGAUCCAACUGAAAUAUUAGUGGAAUUUGCUACUGACUCAUUGGACUGAAAGCUGAGUAUCUGGCAAAAAAAGAAAUAAAAAGCCAAAAUUUCUUGUUGCUGCAGGAUAUAACAAUGAAAAGGAUCUUGUAUUUUA